AUGGACGGAUUAGGUAACGAGGGGGAGCAGAAGAAGACGCAAGAAGGAGAUGGAUUGAUAACGGAUCCAACACAAAUGGGAGAGUGUGGGAACACCGUACCUCCUUCAGCUUCAGCUUCAACCGAGAUCCCGGAGAAAGAAACACUAAGAAGAAGAACUUCGCGUUACUCUAAGUCUAGGCGAUCGGGAACAUCCUCUGCUAGUACUAUUAAGCGGAGACAAAUAGAGAUAGAUUUAGAGAAAGCUGAGGAAAUCGCCCGAAUUGAAAGAGAAGCGGCCGAACACCAAAGAGUAUUGGUGGAACAGGAGGCUGAUCGCCAAAAGAAAUUAGCGGAAAUGAGAGCCCAGUUAGAACAGGCAAAACUAGACGAACGUGCAGAAAGUCUGUCUGGAGACAGCAGCGAAGAUAGAGGGUCAGCUCACUUUGGAUGCACGGAACGGACUAGUGUCUCGAAAGUACGCUCAUGGAUCGGAAAAUUGAGUAAUCUUCUACCUGAAAAGACAGAGAAAAGUGCGAUAAAUGACAAUCCGAAGAAGCAAGAAAGGCCAAGAGAUGAAUUGUUGCCUGAAGUGACAGUGAGUCACAAAUAUAUGGCAAGACAAGCCCUUGAUAAAGAUUUGCCACCCUUUGACGGCAACCCAGCAGAUUGGCAAUUGUUUAUAGGAAGUUUUCGCGAAUAUACUAAAGAAUGCGGAUUUUCACCGAGAGAAAAUGUGCUUCGAUUACGAAAGUGUUUAAAAGAGGAAGCACUGGAGGCAGUCCGAGCGUCACUAGUGUUUACAAACGUGGAAAGAGUGAUAACAACUUUGGAGCGACGUUUCGAUCGUCCAGAGUAUAUAAUCGACGAACUGACAAGCCAAGUUACUGGGAUGUCUCAUGGAUUCUCAUCUUCUUAA
Molecule: messenger RNA, 897 nt
Organism: Belonocnema kinseyi
Lineage: Eukaryota; Metazoa; Arthropoda; Insecta; Hymenoptera; Cynipidae
Exons: 3
Coding region: 1-897 (298 amino acids)
Source: RefSeq, a predicted model, not a curated record